CCCUACGCAUUAUAAUUAGCUUACACACAAUCACUCACGCUCACAUGUAGGCCAACGUCAUAGUGCACAACGACUUUGCAAAAGCAACGAGCAAAAUGGCGAGGCUGCGAGUGCUCGUGCUCGCGGGCUUCAUGCUCUUUUUCGGGACCAUCAACACGCUCACCACCAAGUUCCAGGACAUGACGGUGGUGGGUGUGGGGCCGGAUGGCAAGCCACUCACCUUCAACCACCCGGCAGUGCAGUCGUUCUUCAUGUUUUUCGGCGAGCUACUCUGCCUGGCCCCCCACUUCCUAGGCGAGUGGCGCCUGGCCUCCAGCCGCAGCCGCGUCAAGCGGCGUCAGGAGCUGCAGCGGCGCGGACCCGCCUUCCGGCUGCGGCGCGUGCUGGCCUUCGCCGCGCCCGCCUGCUGCGAUGCCGUGGCCACCACACUGCUCAACAUCGGGCUGUUCUACACCUACGCCAGCACGUACCAGAUGCUCCGCGGGACGCUGGUGCUGUUCGCGGGCUUCUUCACGGUCACGGUGCUGCGGCGGCGGCUGUACAUCCACCACUGGCUGGGCAUGGUCCUGAUCACGGGCGGUGCGGCGCUGGUGGGCGCGGCCUCAGUGCUGUCCUCACACCACGGCGGGGCACCCGCACCCGCCCCCGCCCCCUUCCCCUCGCCCGUCCCCUCGCCCUCGCCCUCCUCCCCUGGCCUGAUGCUGGACGGCCUGGUGGGGGCGGCCGGUGGUGGUGGUGGCGGAGGGCUGCUGCUGGGCUGGCGCAAACUGGCGCUGGCUGCCCUGGGCUCGGACCCGGGUGUGGACGCCGCCGCUGCGCCGCUGUUCGGCGACCUGUGUGUGGUGGCGGCGCAGGCCUUCACCGCGCUGCAGUUUAUCCUGGAGGAGAAGUUCGUGGCCGACUUCCGCGUGCCCACGCUGCUGGCUGUGGGGCUGGAGGGGCUGUGGGGCUGCGGCGUGUGUGCGGUGGCGCUGCCGCUGCUGGAGGCGGUGCGGGUGGGGCCGGGGCACAGGCCGCUGGACUCGGCGGCGCAGAGGGGCGGAGGGGGGGCGGGCCAGCGGCCGCAGGCCCUGUCGGGCGCGGCCCGCGCCACCAUCGACGCCUGCCGCACUCUGUUUGUGUGGCUUGUGUCGCUGUGGCUGGGUUGGGAGCGCUUCCUGCCGCUGCAGGUGGUGGGCUUUGCAGUGCUGUUCUCGGGUGAGAGACAAGAAGGCUCCAUGCGCCUGGGUCAGAACACGCUGCAGCCGCACGCCCUGGACGCCGACACAGACGCCGAGCCCGGAGCGGACAGCGACACGUUGGGCGGCUCCUCGCCAGGCGGGCUCAGCUACACCGCGGGCUCGGCGGCGGCGGGAGGCGGGCUGCUGGGCGGCGGCGGCGGCGGCGGCGGCGGCGGCGGCGGCCACCCCAACAUUCCGGAGGGCGACGAGGAAAGCGAUUUGGUGGGCUGCAUGUCGGGCAUUGACCCGGUGCCGACCUCGCCCGCGCGGAACGUCACCCGGGGUUCUCACGGGGCCGCAGCAGCAGGAGCAGCAGGAGCAGGAGGAGGAGGCGGAGGCAGCCAGCGUGUCAGCAUUGCCAUCGGGCCGCACGGCAUGCUGUCGGGCGGCGUGGGGAGAGGAGGAGGGGGCGGAGGGGGAGGAGGCGGGCGGGACGGGGGCGGGGGCGGGGGCGGCGUGCCCAUUGCGGUGCCGCCGGGGCGGCGGCAGUAGCAGGCGAGAUGACACGUGCUGCCGCCGGGGAGGCGGCAGUGGCUGCAGGGAAAAGGGGGAGGUUUCAGUUCGAGGGAUGUGGGUUUGUGUACGGUAGUUGGUAGUUGGUAGUUAAUUGGCGGGUCGUCAGAGGGGCCACACAGGGCGGAGUUGGGUGCCUUGCCCGGUACUUGAGCAGUGGUGCAUUUAUUUGCAGGCAUGUAGUGUGUUCCCGGACAACAGGUUGAGGGCAGGGGGCUACGGCUGCGGGACUGUUUCAGUGGGGUGUGGCGUGUGGCGUGUGCGCAGGAGGGGAGAGGAUUCGGCGAGGGGGAGGCAAGCAAGGCGCGCGCGCCCGAUACCCACGCACCCACUUGCCCCGUGCCAAAGCCGGAUAGUGUUCCAAUGUGUUUUGGUUUAGGGGGGUAAAUGGUGUUCAGGUCAGGCCGUGUGUCGUUGUCGGACCGCGGGUUUGUGUGUACGUGGGAGGGCGUGCACGCUUACGUUUAAACGCGCGUGGUUGGGAGUUUCAUUGCGGCACUAUGAGACGGAGGUCGGUGUCAGGUGGCGUGUCAGUGUCGGACCGCGGGUUUGUCUUUGGGGGGUGGGGGAUGGGGGGCGUGCACUCAUCCGGACCCACGCAGCCAGAGAGCGCGUGUGCCUCUGCGUGGCGUGUAUCGUGCAUGUGUGCGUGUGUGUGUAUGCGUGUGUGGUGUGUGUCCGGGGUUGUAGGUAGGUCCCAGCCGUGCUGCGUGCUAGGAAUCGAAGGGUGCAGGAAUGGACGCAGGAUGGCGGGCGAGGAGGAUGGGCGCAGGAAGGUGGUGGGAGGGCACGUGUAACACGGCACUGGG
Molecule: messenger RNA, 2542 nt
Organism: Chlamydomonas reinhardtii
Lineage: Eukaryota; Viridiplantae; Chlorophyta; Chlorophyceae; Chlamydomonadales; Chlamydomonadaceae
Exons: 12
Coding region: 96-1712 (538 amino acids)
Cellular component (GO): membrane; intracellular membrane-bounded organelle
Source: RefSeq, a predicted model, not a curated record